This is a messenger RNA of Fonsecaea monophora, 1311 nucleotides long. RefSeq lists its product as hypothetical. The coding region runs from base 1 to 1311 and encodes 436 amino acids. The record is from RefSeq and is a predicted model, not a curated record. Lineage: Eukaryota; Fungi; Ascomycota; Eurotiomycetes; Chaetothyriales; Herpotrichiellaceae. The transcript is spliced from 2 exons.
AUGGUCGUGCGAGUUGGGUAUUCAAUCAAGAAUUCCGAAACCUGUUUUCUCUUCUUCCGCUCUACCACUUCUCCAUCACCUCCGUUCCACCGAAACUACAUCGUGAAGCUUGUCGAAGACAGCCCAGUGGACCCCAACAUCAUGGAUGAGGAACUGACCCAUAACGAGGACUUGGAAUUGACAGAUGAGUUACGAGAAGAGUUUGAGAUAUGCGCUCGAAUUAAUUUUUGGGAUCACAGGGCCUGCGAUCUCGAGAAGGCCAGGGCCGGUUGGACGCCAGCAAAGAACCACCUCUACGCCGCGUUCUACUACGGUGAGAACGAACCAGGCCGCCGGCGAGACCUCAGUCUAUGGUGGGAGGGUCGGAGAGGAGUUUCUAUGGUGACCCCGGCCAAGUUUUGCGAAAUGAUCGGCGGCCUUGAUCUCUUGGACCAUCCAGAGCUAAAAUCCUACCAGGCCAAGAUGGGUAAAAAGGAUACGGUAGAUGUAAUCCCAUUCCCGCUUUUCAAGCAUGGAGGAAAGUAUCUUUAUUUCGAAAGGGACACAAUGGUUGAGCUUCCACAAUUGUACCACCGCCGAUACCGGGAAUGGGGUCUGCAAGACGUGUUGGAGGACCGAGAAUCGUAUGAAGUGAGCUGGUGCAAGUUUGAACCCCCAAUUAUUACCCCUCAACAUCUCCGGAGUCCAGGUGAUAUGGAACACAGCUCGACCUUACAUUACGCUUUAUACAUUGGCAAGGUUAGGUACAGUGCAUCAUACACCGCCGACAAUCUACGGGAGUUGGAACCUGCCCCUUUCCAAGUCUUCCUCCAUCCCGUCGACAAGAGUCUUUGGAUAGUUUUCGAUACUUAUCCUAUGCAUGGUUUUGAUCGGUUCCCAGAGGAAGAAGAGUGGACCGACACCGAUGAAGAGGAAUUCAACGUCGGUGAGGGGAAUCGCGUAACGGUACGCGUAUACCGCCACUCGAUUUGGGACGCGCUCGAAUCUGCACCUCCUGUCGUUGCUUGGCGCAUACCAUUUUCUGACAUGGAGCGUAUCGCACAGCGGCGCACAUAUGUUCGUGGUCUCGUUAGCACGGUCAUAUACGACGAUAACGCACCCGUGCCGCAAGUGGUCGUGGACGGGUAUGAUCCUACCUGGAACAGCUCCGUUGGCCCGCGGCCACUGAUAUAUGCGCCGGUGAAAGAGUGCUGGACGAAGUACAGGGAGGAAAUUUUAAAGCCAGCGGCGGCCUUAGCUGCUCGUGGUGGAUCCAACGCUACGGCCGAGUUCCAACAAGACCCUGGACCAAACGAUCCGUCAGCCGACUAG